AUGUCGAGCUUCGAACCAAACGCCGUUAUCCGCGGCUUCCAGCUCACAGUGGUAGGCACUGUUCGUGCAUUAGCAAACCCUGAAUUAUUCAAGUACGACCAUUUCCGCCAAGCGGCUCUCGCCAUAGCCGUCGGCAUCGUGAUCCAGCUGAUCAUUCAAAUUCCAAUCCUCAGCGUCAAAUUCUCAAUCUACAUCUUAUCAUGGGUGAUUAACAUGGAGCAUGCUGUCUGGGAUGACAAGCUUCUGGAUGGAUUGGAAUUUAUGUCCAAGUCUGUCCUUCAGGUGCCAUUUUUGCUCAUGACCUUGAUGCGAUAUGUGACGCCUGCACUGGAUGAAAUUUUCAUGCAGUCCAUUCAAUGGGUGGACACCACAUAUAUUCAGAAACAUAAAACCGAAGAUCCUCAUCACCUGCGUUCUCUAUACUACCCCAAUCUUGCUCAGUACUCCACCAAAGGUGGCUCCAGUGUUUCUCAGCCAUUUCCCCAAGCACUGAAAUCAUUCUUCAGUCGCUACUCAAAGAAGUUCGGCAUGCUGCUUGGUAUCUAUAUUCUUUCGAUGGUUGUAGUCAUCGGUCGGUUUGUUAUGCCUGCAGCAAGUUUCUUCACAUUCCGAAGUCUUGUUGGAUCCACCCCCGCGGCUGUCAUUUUUGGUGUAGGCUUAAUGUUGCCGAAGGAGCACAUUGUCACGUUUCUCCACACCUACUAUGCUUCGCGCAGUCUGAUGCGUGAACUUCUUGAACCCUACUUUUGCCGCAUCAAGUUCACUGCUGAGCAAAAGCGUCGGUGGUUCCGCGACCGAGAAGGUGUUCUCUUUGGUUUUGCCUUCGCUUUCACGGUGGUUCUGCGCAUCCCAUAUAUCGGGGUCCUGAUGUAUGGCGUUGCCGAGGCAUCUACAGCGUACCUUGUCACUAAGAUCACCGACCCGCCUCCACCUCCUGCGGAAAGUUUAAACUUCGCGGAAAGUCAGGUUACCUGGAACAACAAACAUGAUUUCUUGCUUUUGUCUCUCGAUGCUCUUGAUAAGCUCAAUGUUGACGUGGGCGAGCAGGAUCAGAAAGAACCAGGCUCUCCCAAAAAGAAGUUUACUUGA
Penicillium digitatum Pd1 is the source of this 1089-nucleotide messenger RNA. It is a transcript of the gene usgS, whose product is annotated as transmembrane protein UsgS. The record is from RefSeq and is a predicted model, not a curated record. Lineage: Eukaryota; Fungi; Ascomycota; Eurotiomycetes; Eurotiales; Aspergillaceae.